Messenger RNA from Lolium rigidum, 1681 nucleotides. Its product is annotated as LIM domain-containing protein PLIM2b-like. Gene Ontology annotation, biological process: actin filament bundle assembly. The transcript has 6 exons. Gene Ontology annotation, molecular function: actin filament binding. The coding region runs from base 840 to 1457 and encodes 205 amino acids. NCBI's taxonomy places the organism in Eukaryota, Viridiplantae, Streptophyta, Magnoliopsida, Poales, Poaceae. Gene Ontology annotation, cellular component: actin cytoskeleton; plasma membrane. The record is from RefSeq and is a predicted model, not a curated record.
AUUCUUGGGACUGAAGCUAGAUCAAAGGUAAUCCUGAUUGCCGGACUUGUCGAUCUGAGGAAACAGGGAUUUCAUGCCAGGUGAUAGAUCAAAAGAGCCAAUUUUGUUCGUGUGCCUUAAAUUUGUUUUAUAAGCUUCUCGUUUCAUCCUUCCAUUGCUUGUGAAAAGCUGCUUGUGUUCAAGGUCACACUUCAAGGCCAAACAAGGUCUUUGCUUUUAUUCAUUGUAUAUUGAAGUGCACGUUAUUUAAUAUGCAUUCAUCAUAUAUGUUGUAAAUGAGCAUGUGUUUUGUGAGUGUAUCAAGAAUGCAUGUGGGUCCUUUUGGGUGCACUAAGAAUAGAUUGAUCAGUUUCUUCCUCCAAGAAAAGUUUGACUGACAGAUAACACCGCCUUUUAAUUUCGUGAUACUUCUGCAGAUGUAUAAGACUAUUGUUAGUAAUUACAGUAGUUAUCAUUGGAAGCUAAAUAUAGCUGAACACUUUGUAUUGGAGAAUAACCACAAAUUUUAGAACCAUGUGAGGAGUAAUCUCCAAAGUUAGCAUUAUGACGUGGCAUAUCCAUUCACAUCUCUGACCUUUUCCUCUGGCUUGGUGCUGGAGCCUAGCCUUUUUUCGUCUCCCGAACCUUCUGCCUUUCCCAAAUCCAGUUUCAGGCAUUGUAUUUAAAGCCUUCGAGUGCAUCUUGAUCGCACCCUCUUUGGCUUUCAUCUGCUUCUAUUUGGUUGCAGAUCGAGAGCCGAAGACAGGUGAUCUUGAGAGCAUUAGAAGGCUUGCGCCAGACAAUUCUUAAUAGCAACUGAGUGGCAUAUUUUGCUAGGCUUUACCCCCAAGAAUAUCAAGAUGACAUUCUCUGGCACACAGGACAAGUGCAAGGCUUGUGACAAGACCGUUCAUUUCAUUGACCUCCUUACCGUGGAUAGCAUUCCCUACCACAAGUCCUGCUUCAAAUGUAGCCAUUGCAAAGGCACCCUUUCGAUGUGCAACUACUCCUCCAUGGAUGGAGUUCUUUACUGCAAGACUCAUUUUGAGCAGCUUUUCAAGGAAACAGGCACCUUCAACAAAAAAUUCCCCACAUGUGCCAAGGCAAACAAUGAGCAGUCUAAGGUACCAAACAAGUUAUCUUCUGUGUUCUGUGGAACUCAGGACAAGUGUGCUGCCUGCAAGAAGACUGUGUACCCAUUGGAGAAGAUGACCUUGGAGGGCGAGCCCUACCACAAGACCUGCUUCAAGUGCGCCCACGGCGGCUGCCUCCUGACGACCGCCUCCUACGCGUCCCUCAACGGGAUCCUGUACUGCCAGCACCACUUCUGGCAGCUGUUCAAGGAGACGGGCAGCUACGACAACUUGCUCAAGCCUGCCGCCUCGGCCAAGAACAACGAAGAACCGGAGGCCACCAAGGAAGAGGUGUCGCCCGAGGACCAGCCGCUGGAAGCCGUAGAGGAUCAGGAGCACUCUUAAGAACUUACACGUGAACAGUUACAUGAACCUACACGUUUAUGUUCCCCAGUACGUCCCCACGUUGAUGUUGCUGUUGUGUAUUGCUGUUGCUGUCCAUCUUUUUUCUUUCAUCUCAUCGAGACACGCAGUUCUGGUACACGUCUUUUCGUCUUGGCUAUUGCAAUCCUGAAUUCUGUAUCCAUCUUCUCAUGUAUGAGAGCAGAAUUUCCACGUGUUUGGCCUAA